CCUCAUUCGGCAAGUUGCAAGCAAGAACACACCCCGAUCCAAGAAACCUCCGAUAAAGCAUGAGUGAGCUCCAAGGCCGCGUGUUCGCCCGCCAGACCGCGUUCAACGCGCUCGCUGAGGACCUGCGUGAGCAGACGGCGGCCGCGCAGACGUAUCUGACCGAGAAGAAGGCCGAGAUCUUCACGGUGCACCACUCAGCGCUUGUCAAGGUGCCUCAGAGCGUCCGUGGCAAGGAGCUGGUGGACUUCCUGGACAAGUGGCUCACGCCUGAGGAAGAGAAGGCGGAGGAAGAGACCACCGCCGAGCCGGAGAAGAAGGAAGAGGCCGCUACAGAGGAGAAGGAAGCCCCCAAGGCUGACGAAGAGGCCCCCAAGGCUGAAGAGGAGGCUCCUAAGACCGAAGAGGAGGCCCCCAAGACCGAGGAAGAGGCUAAGGCUGAGGAAGAAACCCCCAAGGAAGAGACCGAAGCUGCUAAGACCGAGGAAGCUCCCAAGGAGGCCAAGAAGGAAGACAAGAAGAAGGAGAAGAAGGUGGAGACGCCCUCUCCGUUCCGUGCGCGUGCCAAGGAGAUCGCUGAGGCGCUGGUACUGUCUGGUUUCAUCACGUCAUACAAAGAUCGUGUCAAGAACUACCUGGCCGAAGCUCCUAAGGAGUAUGUGACGGACAACGAGCUGUUCGUACCGCUUUCCGAAGCCAUUACGGAGUCCAAGGAUACGGCGGUGUGGAACGUGGUGGACGGCGCCAUCUACGCGUCCCAACUGAAGCGCAAAGCCGGUGUAUUCUCGGCCUUCACCCAGGGCAAGGACGUGUACGUCGUGGCCAAUGAGAAGACGAGCAAGAUCUACUUCUUCGAGUCCGACGUGGCUCGUACGCUAUUGGCCGAAUACGCCGCUGCCGACGGCUUCGUCCAGUUCGAUAACGCGCACUUCCAGUACGGCGUCAAGCUCGUGUACGGCGACAAGUUCGAGCUGCUGAACUUGCUGACUAAGGAAGGCCAGGAAGCUUUCCUUAACACACUGCUGAACGUCGGUGUGCAGUACCGUGAAGUGUACAACCUCGCAGCUGAGGAGGCCAAGUCGUUCUACGAACUCAAGGACUUUGACAUGGACAAGAAGGAGGUGAGUAUGGAGGACUACAAGGGCAAGGUGGUGCUGGUAGUGAACGUGUCAAGCAAGUGUGGUCUGACCCCCACGAACUACCCGGAGCUGCAGCAGCUGCACGAGAAAUACCAGGAAGAAGGUCUCGUGGUGCUUGGCUUCCCGUGCAACCAGUUCGCUGGCCAGGAGCCUGGCACCCACGAGGAGAUCCUGGAGUUUGUGAAGCAGUACAACGUGACGUUCCCGCUGUUCGAGAAGCACGACGUGAACGGCUCAAACGCUCGCCCGGUGUUCACGUACUUGAAGGCGAAACUGCCUGGCACGUUCGGAAACUACAUCAAGUGGAACUUCACCAAGUUCCUGGUGGACCGCAACGGCCAGCCGUACAAGCGCUACGCGCCGAAGGAUCUCCCGCUGUCCUUCGAGGAGGACAUUAAGGAGCUGCUGGCCAAGGCGCCGGAGCCGGAGAAGGCGGAGGAAGAGACCAAGGAAGAAGUCGCAUCGGCCAAAUCGGACGAGGAGACAGUUGAUAAGGAGACGACGGAGGACAAGACCGAGAAGAAGGAAGAGGCUGCGACUGAGGAGGUGGCAACGAAGGAGGAGGCCGUCAAGUCGGACGACGUGGCCGUCGCUGUGACUGCGCCCUGAGCGGAGACUACGCCGGACCCGAAAGAAUUCCAUCUUGCUGCGUAGUUUUUUCAUCGAUUUUUAUUGGUACUUUUUUGUAAUAGCAAAGUCAGCACUUGCAGAUUUUCUCUUUUAUUGUAAAGAUCAUUAAGAGUGAUGGUCAAACUUCAACUUGUUUUCGGUGGUCGUUUGCGG
This is a messenger RNA of Phytophthora nicotianae INRA-310, 1919 nucleotides long. RefSeq lists its product as hypothetical. The transcript has a single exon. Gene Ontology annotation, biological process: response to oxidative stress. The coding region runs from base 60 to 1745 and encodes 561 amino acids. Gene Ontology annotation, molecular function: glutathione peroxidase activity. The record is from RefSeq and is a predicted model, not a curated record. Lineage: Eukaryota; Oomycota; Peronosporomycetes; Peronosporales; Peronosporaceae.